AUGACUCGUGAAGAGGUCCUCGACCUCCAUUCAACACUCGCAUUACUGCCCCCGGUCCCCAAGACCGCGCCGAGACAGCAUCCUCGAACGCAAACUGGCCGACCUGGUAAACAAGGUCAGCUCCCUAUAUUGGUGGCGUUGGAUGAUGAUCCUACAGGCACUCAGACGUGCCACGAUAUCAUUGUGCUCACAGUAUGGGAUGUGCCGACUCUUGUGGAUGAAUUCCGCUGUACAGUUCCAGGAAGCGGCUUUUUCAUUCUCACCAAUUCUCGCGCUCUACACCCGGGCCCUGCGCGGAAACUCAUUACGGAGAUCUGCCAUAAUUUACAAGAAGCUGCUCGACAAGCCAAUGUAGAGUUCGAAGUGGUGCUGAGAGGCGACAGCACACUAAGGGGUCAUUUCCCAUUAGAGCCAGAAGCCGUGGAAGAAGUGUUGGGGGCAGCUGAUGCAUGGAUACUGUGUCCAUUCUUUCUCCAGGGCGGUCGCUACACAAUCAACGACGUCCACUACGUGGCAGAGGGCAACAAGUUGGUGCCAGCGAGCCAGACUCCUUUUGCUAAGGAUGCAUCAUUUGGCUAUGGAUCCAGUAAUCUUCGAGAGUGGGUCGUGGAGAAGAGUGCUGGCAAGAUCCCACCAGACAAAAUAUCCUCUUUUUCAUUGGAUCUGAUCAGACAUGGAGGUGCGGACAAGGUUUAUGAAAAGCUCAUGUCAAUCGAGAAAGGAGCUGUGGUGGUUGUCAAUGCAGCAGCGGAAGAGGAUCUAGUCGUCGUGGUGAGCGCCCUACGCAAGGCGAGCGCCGAGGCUGGCAAACGUUACCUCUACCGGACCGGGGCUGCUUUUGUCUCUGCGUGGCUGGGAAUCCCGCAAAUAGCACCGAUCACUCUGCAGCGGCUGGGCAUUGAGCAAACAACUACGGGGGGUCUCAUCAUCGCCGGCUCAUACGUGCCCAAAACCACCAGCCAACUCCAAACGCUGCAAGAGCGGAACACCGACGGUCGGCUCGUGGUGAUUGUGCUUGACGUUGAAACACUGCUAUCUGAUUCCGCGAGGAUCGAGAUUGGGGAUGCGGUUUCCUCCACCAAAGAAGCUCUUCUUGCAGGCAAGGACGUACUCGUUAUGACAAGUCGCAAACUCAUCGUGGGUGCUGAUGAGGCGACGAGUCUUGACAUUGGCACGAAGGUAGCAGAGUCAUUGGUGAGGUUUCUUGAGGCCCUUGACACAAAGCCAGGAUACAUCAUCGCAAAGGGCGGGAUCACGUCCUCAGACAUGGCGAGCAAGAGCUUACGCAUGAAACGUGCGCUGAUUGUGGGGCAAGCAGCACCUGGGGUACCGCUCUGGAGAUGCGACGAAGAGACAUCGAAAUGGCCCGGCAUACCCUAUGUCGUUUUUCCCGGCAACGUCGGAACCAAUGACACAUUGGCCGACCUUGUCGAAGCCUGGAGAUCCCCAGCGUGA
This is a messenger RNA of Exophiala dermatitidis NIH/UT8656, 1455 nucleotides long. RefSeq lists its product as uncharacterized. Lineage: Eukaryota; Fungi; Ascomycota; Eurotiomycetes; Chaetothyriales; Herpotrichiellaceae. Bases 1 to 1455 code for a protein of 484 amino acids. The transcript has a single exon. The record is from RefSeq and is a predicted model, not a curated record.